AUGGAGACCGAUGCCAAGCCCCAACAUGCAAUCGCGUCGCCAGACGUGGAGGAGAACAUGAGCGUCAGCAAAUACAUCGCGACGCGCUUGACCUCACUGAAACCACCGAUGAACCCCGCGCCAAACCCGUUCAAGGCCCUAACCCUCCUAAACCGGCAACAGUGGCUAAAUUUCUUGGUCGCAUUCUGCGGCUGGUCAUGGGACUCCUUCGACUUCUUCACCGUCUCUCUGACAACCUCCCAGCUCGCCAAAACCUUCGACAAAUCCAUCACCGACAUAACAUGGGGAAUAACUCUAGUCCUAAUGCUCCGCUCCGUCGGCGCCAUAAUCUUCGGAAUCGCUUCAGACCGCUGGGGCCGCAAAUGGCCCUUCAUCGUUAACCAACUGCUCUUUGUCGUCCUCGAGCUAGGCGCCGGCUUCUGCCAAACCUACAAACAAUUCCUGGCCUGUCGCGCCCUCUUCGGUAUCGCCAUGGGAGGUCUGUAUGGUAAUGCAGCUGCCACCGCGCUCGAGGACUGUCCCGCCGAGGCGCGUGGUAUUAUCUCCGGUCUGCUGCAGCAGGGUUAUGCUUUUGGAUACCUGCUCGCCACGGCUUUUGCUCGCGCGCUCGUUGAUACGACCCCGCACGGAUGGCGUCCGCUUUAUUGGUUUGCGGCUUGUCCGCCUGUUCUUAUUAUCAUCUUCCGUUUGUUCUUGGGUGAGACGGAGACUUUCCGGCGAAGACAGGAGACACGCGAGGAGAUGCGCGGUGGCGUUGCUGCUUCGUUCUUGUCGGAGGGCAAGGUUGCGCUGAAGCGUCAUUGGCUUCUUCUUAUUUAUCUGGUAUUGCUGAUGGCUGGAUUCAACUUUAUGUCCCACGGCUCCCAGGAUCUCUACCCGACAAUGCUAGAGAACCAAUUCAACUUCUCCAAAAACGCAGUCACAGUCACCCAAGUCGUGGCAAACCUAGGCGCCCUCACAGGCGGCACACUCUGCGGCUGGGCGAGUCAAAUCUUCGGCCGCCGCUUCUCAAUCAUUGUCAUCUCCAUCGUCGGCGGCGCCUUGCUGUACCCCUACACAUUCGUCACAAACAAGAACGUUAUUGCCGCCGCCUACUUUGAGCAAUUCAUGGUCCAAGGCGCCUGGGGUGUAAUCCCCAUCCAUCUAAUGGAAUUGUCUCCUGGCCCGAUCCGCACGUUCGCUGUUGGAACGGCUUACCAGCUUGGAAAUCUUGUUUCGUCGGCUAGUUCGACCAUUGAAUCGACUAUUGGUGAGCGGUUCCCCUUGCCGCCUACUGAGGAGACGAAGCAUCGCUAUGAGUACGGCAAGGUGAUUUGUAUUUUUAUGGGGUGUGUUUUCGCUUAUGUUAUUCUUAUUACAUUUGUUGGGCCUGAGAGAUUGGGGAGGAACUUUGAUGCUGAGCAUGAUGCUGAUUUGCAGGUUGUUGCUGCUCAUCGGGGGAUGGAUAGGAAGGGGGAUCCCGAUGAGGAGAAGGGGAGGGUAGAGACUGUGGAGUAG
Molecule: messenger RNA, 1497 nt
Organism: Penicillium canescens
Lineage: Eukaryota; Fungi; Ascomycota; Eurotiomycetes; Eurotiales; Aspergillaceae
Product: sugar transporter family protein
Exons: 3
Coding region: 1-1497 (498 amino acids)
Biological process (GO): plasma membrane lactate transport
Cellular component (GO): plasma membrane
Molecular function (GO): secondary active monocarboxylate transmembrane transporter activity
Source: RefSeq, a predicted model, not a curated record